UCUCUCGGAACAGCAUGGCGCGACGCACGCGGAGCAGCAGGGCCUGGCACUUUGUCCUGAGCGGGGUGCGGCGCGAGGCGGACACCCGGGCGGUCACUUUGGCCACCGGCACGCGUGGCUGGGGCUACGACUCCGAUGGGCAGCACAGCGACUCGGAUUCAGAGCCAGAGUUUUCCACCCUCUCUCCUUCCAUCCCGAGCGCCAUCCCUGUGACUGGAGAGUCCUACUGCAACUGCGAGAACCAGAGCGAAGCGCCCUACUGCUCCAGCCUGCACGCCCUCCACCGCAUCAAGGACUGCCAGUGCGGCGAGGAGGACGAGUAUUUCGACUGGGUGUGGGACGACCUGAAUAAGUCGACGGCCACGCUGCUGACCUGCGACAACCGCAAGGUGAACUUCCACAUGGAGUACAGCUGCGGCACUGCCGCCAUCCGGGGGAACAAAGAGCUGGUGGACGGGCAGCACUUCUGGGAGAUCAAGAUGACCUCCCCGGUGUACGGCACAGACAUGAUGGUGGGAAUUGGGACGUCGGAUGUGAACCUGGACAAGUACCGCCACACCUUCUGCAGCCUGCUGGGCAAGGACGAGGACAGCUGGGGGCUCUCCUACACAGGACUACUGCAUCACAAGGGAGACAAAACGAACUUCUCGUCGAGGUUUGGCCAAGGCUCCAUCAUCGGGGUGCAUUGGGACACGUGGCACGGGACGCUCACGUUCUUCAAAAACCGCAAGUGCAUCGGUAAGAGGCAGGGCAGCCGCAGCAGCCUGCGGGCAGCGGGGCUGGGAGCGGGUGGCAACGCAGCCUGGAAGUGGAAGAGCAAGGUGUGA
Messenger RNA from Nipponia nippon (crested ibis), 827 nucleotides. Lineage: Eukaryota; Metazoa; Chordata; Aves; Pelecaniformes; Threskiornithidae. The record is from RefSeq and is a predicted model, not a curated record.